Molecule: messenger RNA, 7886 nt
Organism: Rosa rugosa (rugosa rose)
Lineage: Eukaryota; Viridiplantae; Streptophyta; Magnoliopsida; Rosales; Rosaceae
Exons: 14
Coding region: 40-7755 (2571 amino acids)
Biological process (GO): maturation of LSU-rRNA from tricistronic rRNA transcript (SSU-rRNA, 5.8S rRNA, LSU-rRNA); maturation of 5.8S rRNA from tricistronic rRNA transcript (SSU-rRNA, 5.8S rRNA, LSU-rRNA)
Cellular component (GO): nucleolus
Source: RefSeq, a predicted model, not a curated record
AACCCUAAAAUCACCAAAACCUCACUAACUGUUUUUGCAAUGGAAGAAGGAAGCUCAGCCUCCGAGGAUCAAGUUAUGGUGGAGGAAGACUAUGAGAGUGAGGUUAUGGGAGAAGAAUUGCCGAAAGUUGAGCUUAAGGAGAAUCAUGAAGCGAAACUGAAAGAACUAUUGCAUAAGAUUACUUCUAAUGAGAUUAAAUUAUGCGCUGCCGGUGUGAAAGAGUUUAUAAAGUUGCUGAAAGGUGAUUCUGGAGGUGAAUUGCUGUAUUACUAUGUGCAAAAUUCAGCUCAGUGCUCGGAGCUUCUGGGUGCGUGGAAUCUCCGGCGAGGGAAGCCGGGGAUGUUUUAUAUACUGAAGUUGAUUUCUGUUGUUUUGAGUCAUCCUGAUGGGGUUUAUGAAGCAAAUGAUAUGGGGAGGUUGGGGGUGAGUAGGGUGUUGGACAAGUUUGCGCGGUCGAUUAUUGAGCAACAGUUGGGAGAUGUGCAUAAGGAGUUGAAGAGUAGUGAAGCUAAGCGCCAGAAGGCGGCGCUUUUGCUUUUGGCUUCGAUUGUGAGGCGUGGAUCGGUGUUGGCGUCUGAGGUUGAAAAGAAGUUUGAUUUCAAGCUGCAGGGGUUUUGCAAGUUGGGGGAGUAUAAAAUGAGGCCAAAUGAGAAGAGGAGGAAGCUGUCGUUGAGGAAGUUGUUUGUUGGGUUUGCAAUGUCGUUUCUGGAGGUGGGAGCGCCGGGAUUGUUGAGGUCGGUUAUACGGCAGAAGGAAAUGUAUUCUUGUGUCCUCCGCUGGCUGGGGAAUGAUGAUGAGGAGACGGUUAUAUAUGUUCUGUCCACAUUGCAGAACAGGAUACUUGUUGAGGGUUCAUCGGUUCCCCCUGCCCUUCGGAGUGUUCUGUUUGGGAGUGGUACUUUAGAACAAUUAGCCAAUAUUUCUGGAAGGGAGAAUGGUGGAGCUUCUGCAGAAUUGGCAUACAGGGUCUUGGUUAUGGUUUGCACCGAUCCAUCUAAUGGCCUAAUGGCAGAUCCAAAGAGACACCUGAAGGGCAAUUUAAAGCGGCAAAUAGACCUAAUGAAGAAGCUUAAGGCGACCGAGAUUGGCUAUCACAGGGAUCUGCUUUUGGCUGUUGUUAGUGGGAGACCGUCUCUUGGUGCAGCAUACAUGGAAGAGUUCCCUUACAAUCUUGAAGAUUAUGCAUCACCCAAAUGGUUUUCUGUUGUUACUCUAGCAGCAAACUUGGUUUCCUCUGUGGGUAGCGGGCUCCCAGCCUUGUUUGACAAUGUUGAUGUGCAGGAUGUCAUGAAAUGCUUGUAUCCUCGCCAGUUCAACCGCUCCAUGAUCAAUAAAGGGUUGCUUCACUCUGAUUUUCUAGUGAAGCAUGGAACUUUAAGGCAUCUUUUAGAGGCACUCAAGUUGUUAGAUUCCUUCCUUGGUGUUUUAAACUGUAGAGACCAACAUGUUUCGGAAUCUCUCAAGCAAGAAUUUCAAAAUGAAGUUCAAAGCUUGCUCCCAGAUCCUCAACUUUUUAAGACUCUACUCUCUUCUAUGAGUAGCAACUCAAGAAAGAGGACAGCGGAUCUGGAGAAGUUCCCAGAACAUAGCCCGAAGAAUGUGAAAAAAUUGAAAACAGAUUUUGGAAACAAGGACUCAGAUAUUGUUGUAGGCGGAAUAAGUUUUGGUCCAGAUACAUCCGAAAAUGAAGAUAGUCUUGUGAAUGUUAUGGCAGAUCUUUGGGGUUUCGAUCCUUGCUCCACACCUAUUACUGCACUCAAGGAUGCAGACUUAUAUUUCUACUGUAGGGUGCUCGAUGCUUUCAAAAUAUAUCUUCAGAUAAUGCCCACUGGCUUGGAGGGCUCAUUUGAGUUCCUUAUGAAGCUCCUAAGCAGUCCUUUAGCAUUACAAAAUAAUCUGCAGUGCUCUCUUUUGUCUUUGCUAAUAGAAUACAUUGGAUGGUCUCCAAGGAAUAGAACACGAAUUAAGACUCCACCCUUGAUGUACAAACAUCUACAGACAUUGAUGAAGUUGCUGAUUUUUUCACCACUCAGUGACAUAAAAGAUCAAGCAUACUGUCUCACACAAGCAGCUAUGUUAAGUACUGGUGCUUUUGACAGAAACCAACAUGAAAUUGCAUCAUGGUUCUUGUUUAUACCGGGUUUUGAUAGAGGAAAAUCUUCGGUUGAAGUCCUGGGGGUGGGAGUAUUACAAAGCUUGGCUAAUGCUGUCAUCUCAUUCUUAUCUGAUGCCGUUUCUACUACAGGGAAGAAUUUCUUCAAGCAUUGGGAUCUUAUUGUUAAGCGUGAUAACUACCAUUUGGAAACUGUUAAAGCUGGAGAUGUGUCACCUCAGGCCCCUCUAAUCUUACGGGUACUGCAGAAUUGUCUGAGAUUGCUUGAUUCUGGAUCUGGGACUUUUACGUUACCUGAGAAGACAAUGAUAUCUACCUACGUGUGCAAUACACUGAAAUAUAUCUUGAAAACUCAGGUUGAUGCACGGUUUCUAUCUUCUAUGAUUUGCUCACUCUUGGUUGAGAGACUUGGUGACUGUUCUGCCACUCAUCAGUCUAGGGGCAACUGUGAAUGGAGGCCGUUGAACAGUUUAUUUUUGUUUUCCCAGAGUAUAUCUGACCGUGAAAUUUGUUGCAUUUCUUCUAUUGACAAUAAGGCUAAGCCUUCUGGUAGUUCUUUUGCACUAGCACUUGAGGAAGUUGGAAGACUUGCAAGAGGUGGGAGUGAUGGUGAAUUAGCUGGAAUAACCAAAGCCUUCUUCUCCUCAUUUAUCUGUACAACGCCUGAUGAAAUAUUAGCAAACUUUCCAUCAGUUAUGGCAAUUUCACAAUGCCUUCUUGGUCUUCCAUUCACUCUCUUUUCAUCAAUUUUCUUUCUUGAACCCACCCUUCUCCCCAGAGUUUCUAAGUUUUGGCCUGAAGUUUUUUUUCCUGGGCUUAGUAUGGCUCUAACCAAUAUCUGUUGCAAAGGAGGAAUAGAAAUUGCCUGUGGAUCUCCUGAUCAUGCUUCUUAUACAGGAGAAGCAAUAUGUAACCAAAAUUGUGGUGCAAAUGAAGCUGCUGCUACUGCCUUCAGUUUAUUUUUUAUGAAGGCACCUUUCCAUGUUUUGUUCCCUGCCAUUAUGUGCAUUGACGGUCCUUAUUCGUUAGAGCCCUCAAAGAUACAAGACCUGCUUUUGGCUAAACUAUCAGACUGUGCAACUGAUUACGACCUUAUUUCCUAUUUGCGCCUUGUGUUAUUUUGGCUUUAUCAGAUACGGUCGUCUUGUACAGUUGAACAAUUAGUCGGUUUCCAACAACUUUCUGAGAUUUGCUCAGUUCUGGUGAAGAACUUAUUAUCUCAACUAUUGGUGGCUGAUUCUGAUUCCCUCAGAACCUCCAGUGUAAAUCUAUCAAGUCAUGAUAUUCAAAAGGUGGCUGAAACUAUCUUUUAUCAUCCUGCAAUAACUACAUCGUUAUCCUGCCCUUUGGAGUGUAGCGAAGACUUACCAGAGGGUAACCUACCAGACAAUGUGGAUGCUCUCAUCAAUUUAUCGAGGGGGAAAGUUCAUAGAUUAGACCAUCAUGCCUUGGAUAUAUUGGCAACAACUUGCAAGUACUUGUUUUCUCUGUGCAAUGACAACCAAUUUACACUUGAAGUAGAAGAUGGGGAUGCUACAAAGUUUGUGAAAGCAUUCAACGUCUUGGUUCAUAAGCUCUUUCAGGAAGUCAAGGUUAAAUUUGAUCACAGCAUUAGAAGUAACAAUUGUAUGGCUUUCCUCCCAACAUUUUAUGCUUUGCAUGCUUUGAGUGGUUUUAUAUCUCCAUUUGAGCUUCUUGAAUUAGUGCGUUGGAUGUUUAGUAGAGUUGAUGUGGAUGGCAACCAGAAAUCUGCUAUUUGUUUUGGAUCUUGUAUUGCUGGUGGUGCAUUUAGAAAUCUAUCUAAUUAUUUGCAGCAGCCAAAUACAAAGAGAAAGGCAUUUGAUUUGUUUUGGACGAUGGAAGAAAACAAUAUUAAUAGCUACAUUGUUGAAGAAAUCUAUAUUAAGAUAUCAAAGCUUGCCUUUCUUUUGGAAUCAGAAGUUGUAGAUCAUUGCUUGCUGGAAGCUAUGAAUGUGGUAUACAGGCAGAAAUGUAUGCAAAAGUGUAAUUUUCAUCCAUUAAUAAUAGUGAUGUCGAGAGUUAUAGCAACCACUCCAAUAGAAAUGCUUUCCCAUUGCAUUUACAGAACAAGCAAGACGAAAGCUAGAUUGUUGUCUCUUCUUAUUGAUCUGAGCUCUAUGCAUUUGUCUACCUUUGGGCACUUACUUUUUGGUACUCUAGAUACUAGUUGUCUACAUAAUGGCAAUGUGACAUCUGACCUAGCCCUUUCAGAUCACGACUAUAUGAUGCUUCUGCCUUCUGCUGUGUCCUACAUGAAUUCAGUUUUAAUGAAAUUUGGAGAGCCGUGCUACAGGCAUUUUAGAAAUAUUCCUUCCUUUUAUUCAAAGAUUAUUUUGGAUGGUCUCCUUCAUUGGAAGAAUUUUGUUUCUCGUGAUGUGUUUCAUGAAGAUUUUGGAGAGGUUUUGCCGUCAUCUGCUGAAGAAGUUCUUAACCUCAUUAAUGGUAGUCUUCUUGGCAAAGCGAUUUGUAUGCUGCGCUAUCACUAUGCUUUGAAUGCAGAUUCAGUAGAAAGGAAAGACCGAUUAAAGCAUUUCAGUUCCAUUUUCCCAGCUUCUGUGGGACACAAGGAGCUGAUAGACUGGGAUGUUGGUGGAUUGGGUUCUCACUCUUUCAAUGAAACAUUAAACCUUGUAAAUAAAAUUCAUGCAAAGGUCUCGUUUUGUAGGAUGCUGUUAUUCCCCAAAGAUACUCAGGUUCACUCUCUUUCAAUUGAAGCCAGUGGGAACCUGAAAGACGUUCCUCUGGACAUGGAAGAUAACAAAGGUAACUCCUCACAAAUGCAGUUUUUGAACAUCUUGGUGGAUAUGUGGCAAUGCAUUGUUAAAACAGUCCCUUCAGUCUUUCAUAGUUCUCAAAAGGGACACAGCACAGAUAGUUCUUCAUUGUGGAGAUACCUGGAAGUUCUGAUAUUGAAAAGCAUUUUUGAAGUGUCUAGAGAGAUGCAUGACAGUCUAAUCAGAGUACAAUCUAUACCCUUCCUAGAGAAAUUGAUGAAACCAGCUCUUCUGCAUAGGUUUGACGAUCCAACAACUUUGCAAAUGCUGCGCGAUCUUUUGACUUUUCUAUCUGGGGGGAAAUUUUCGCGUGUUCCCUAUCUUCAGCUUUUACUUGCACACUCUCAAUUUGUGCCUACUAUUCGUUCACUAUCCAAACCAUCACAUUCUUCCCAUGUGGGUGCCUUUUCUAGGCCUAUGUCUAGCAUUCUUAGAUCACCUGUUUCCCUUACCUCAAAACAAAAUGUAGAUGAUGGGGAAUGCGAUCUAGAAACAUCUGAGCUGUACGUUAAACAGUUGGAGGUUAUCAUAUUACUGCGGACACUCCUUCCUUUCAGGUUUCAACAGGAUGGUUUUGACUUUGGAAAAGAUUUAGGCAUUGAUCUUAGGGAAGUUCAUUUACUACUUUUGUCUUCUUAUGGUGCAACACUUUCUGAAAUUGAUGUGGAGAUAUACAAUCUGAUGCGCACAAUUGAGUGUAUUGAUGGUUUGGAGCAUGGCCGAUUUGCUGGAAUGGAUUACCUUUGGGGCAGUGCUGCGUUGAAGAUAGAAAAGGAACGGAAUCUGGAGCAGAGUUUGUCUUAUGAUACAAUUAAUGAUGCUGAAGCAGUAAAAGAACACCGUAGAAAUCAAGUUAGAGAAAAUCUUGCGAUUGACCCCAAAAUAUGCGCGUCCACUUUGCUAUAUUUUCCCUACCAUAUAGUGGCAUCUGAUGAGCUAUUAUCCUUGAACAAGUUUCAAACAGAUCCUGUUGAUCAUAUGCAUGUGUUAUGCUCCCCCGAUGUUGACGCUAAAGAAAGAUAUAAUCCUAUUUUCAUCUUGCGCUUCUCUAUUCAUUGUCUUUCAGAAGGUUACAUUGAACCCUUGGAGUUUGCUGGUUUAGGCUUACUUGCUAUUGCCUUUAUGAGUAUUUCAUCACCUAAUGACAAGAUGAGAAGUUUGGGUUAUGAAACUCUUGAAACAUUGCAGGACAAGUUGAAGACAUGUCAAAAGAAGAAGGGUGUCGCGCAAAUUAAGCUUCUGUUGCUUUAUGUGGAAAAUGGUAUACAACAAAUAGGGCAGAGAAUCUCUUCUGUAAAUGCUAUUUUUGCUGCAGAGACAUCCCUCAUAUUAUUAGAUACUUCACAUGAACAUUAUGCAACUUUACUAACGCUAUUGAAGAGAUCGUCUGCAUUGAACACGAAGAAUGUACCUUUCUUUAGCAAUUUUUUCUGGAGUUCCUCUAUUAACUUCAGAUCAGAAAGGUUGUGGAUACUGCGGUUAUUAUAUGUGGGGCUGAACUUUGACGAUGAUGCACAUGUUUAUAUCAAGAAUUCCAUUCUUGAGACUCUGUUGAGUUUCUAUGUUUCUCCCCUUUCAGAUAAGGAGUCCAAGGAACUAAUUCUUCAGGUAGUGAAGAAGUCAGUUAAAUUGCAUAAGUUGGCUCGUCAUCUAGUUGAAAAAUGUGGUCUGUUUCCAUGGUUAUCAUCUCUUCUCUCGAUAUCCAGUGAAAGUCGUCUUGAAGAUGAAACUUUGUGCUUGUUGCAGUUGAGUGUGGUAUCAGAGGUGGUCAAUGAUGUUGUUUCUUCAAGAAACAUUACUGAAUGGUUGCAGAACAUUGCCCUCGAGCAGCUCAUGGAGUUCACAUCUCAUCUCUACAAAUUUCUUGCGACUGAUGUGACUUUGAUAACAGAUAAUGUUGCAGUCGUCAAUCAAAUUCUUAAAACAAUAAUAUCUACAUUCAAGGUAUCCCAAAAGAGGACGAUAUAUCAGCCACAUUUUGUUGUAUCAUUCGACGGUUUAUAUAAAAUAUAUAAGGCGGUCAAGGUCUACAAUGAUGCAAGAUCAUGUGGUACUGUAGAGUUUGGCCUUAAAGCCAUUCUUAUGAGCGCCCCUCCAGCUUCCAUCUUUUAUGUGAGUGGUGAAAAGCUGUCAAGUUUUAUCAUGUGGGCAAUUUCCAGUGCUGUAGAAACAGACUCUGCAACUAUGCUUCAUUCCAAUGAAUCUCGUCAAUGUUUCACUACUAUUCCAGAGGAAAAGGAGGUGUAUAAGAAUUCUUUGAUUUCAAAACUAUUGCGUUGGCUAACUGCAACUGUAAUUCUUGGGAAGCUUGACUGGACAUCCAGUGACGUGGAUCCUGAGUUCUCGAAAAGUUUGAAUUUAAAAAGUUUGCAGUCUUUAAUAACUCAUGCUGACAAGGCAUGUGGAGAAAGGGGCCGAAACGGAUAUGGUUGUGAAGAGAUCUUGGCAUCAGCAAUUCUCUACCUUCAACAGCUCUCUGGAACAAAUUACGAAAUGCUACCAUCUGUUACUGCCGCCCUUAGUCUUCUCCUUUCCAAUGCCUCCAUUUAUGCAGGUUUCUUGCAUGAUAAUGAAACUGUCCAAUCACUUUGGCGGAAGAUACGUUGCCCUAAUGAAGCUAAUCCUGCCUGGAGAUGGUCAUUUGACCAGGCAUGGAAGGAUGCGAUGUUGGAAGUCACUGAUUCCCAGAAGAUGGAGGAACUCCAUGCUUGUGAAUCACUUUUUGUUAUAUUUUCAAAUCUGCUUGGAAAACAAUCAUCAGAAUUGCAGGUUUCAUCAACACAGGAUAUAGAUAGAUUUGGUGUAUUUGAGUGGGAAAAAAGUAUCAUAACAUCUCAGAAAUGCUAGACGGAAAGAAGCCAAAGGUUCAUUUGACAUAUUCGGUCCAAUGUAAUCACCAAUCAUAUAUGUACAGUUUAAAAAGUUGUAGCAAACAAUAUGAUUCCUUUGUAAAGCAAUUGUCUUCAGUUUUUCUCCUA